AAAGGAAAAGAAAAAUGUAAAUUUUGCGACGGUGGAGCAGCCGAGUGGAGUUCUGCUGUAUUCUGCUGUUUUUGGUUUGCUCUCGAGCUGUUUAGUUUAUUGUAGCGGAGUUUUGUAUGGGCGUGUAAAACAUCUCAAAGUAUUGGAAUUCUUAUCAACGCUACAUAUAAAAUUUGUUUGCGGUAGAAAUAUUUAACAUUCUUAAUUAAGCUCGACGGGAUGCUUCACCCACGGAACUAAACGCGCGAGUGCUCAGCUCUAAUAGAAUGGCUGUUAGUUAUGGGUGUUAGAACACCAGUGUUGUAAAUAAAAUCUGUAUGAAUGCUUUGCGAAUGCAAACACAUUUUGGAUGUUAAAAAUUUAUUUGAAUAUUUUGUGCUGAAAGGAGAUAUUUGUGUUUCAAAGUGUAUUCGGUUAAAAAACAAGCGUAUUUCACAGAUUUAAUUUCCUUGUUUCCGUUGCUUAGCUCUCGCGUAGAGCGUUGUGUCCUAGAAGUCAAUGUCCAAAACGACAGAUUCAGCAACCAUUUCCUUACUUACUGGAGCAUCCGUGGAUAGCGCCAGCAGGACACGCGCUCAGCAACGUAUUAGCCUAACAACAAAGCGGCGAAAAAUGUCACGUCGUGCCAAUCUGAUAGGCAUUUGUGGCGUUAGCAGUCUCUGCAUAUUGCUGCUGAUAGCGACAACCCAACAUCGACCUGCCUCUAUGACCAUAUCUAACGGCAUGGCCGUUGGAGUUGGUGACAUAUCGGGCUUACAGACAGGUUAUGUCGAUCGGCAUCAUGUAGGCACUGCGAGCGUUACAUACAAUAUGACGGCUACAAUAGCGGAUGUCCUGACGGCGCAACGCACGAAGAUUCUCACUGAAAUGGAAAACUUCGAAUAUCCACAAGGACGGUUCGGUGUCGACGCCGAAAAAUUAUCUGACAUGACACCUGAAACAAAUGGGUCACCGAUACGUAGCGUGAUCAUAACAACUUGGCGUUCGGGCUCUACAUUCUUGGGCGACAUACUAAAUGCCAUGCCAGGCAAUUACUAUCAUUACGAACCGUUGCUGUCGUUUGGCAUCAAUCAAGUGCGCGAGGAGUCCGAAGGGGACGAAGCGUUACGGAUGCUUCGACACCUACUCCAUUGCAACUAUACAAAUAUGCAUGAAUACCUCGAUUAUGGCAAACAGCAUUCGUAUUUGUUUGAGCACAAUGAGCGUUUGUGGAGUGUAUGCAAAGAGUUUCCACAUUUUUGCUGGCAACCAAAAUUUCUAACACCCACAUGUAAACUCUUUCCGAUGCAGAGCAUGAAGGUGGUGCGACUACGAUUGUCGUUGGCGAAAGCACUGCUUGAUGACAAUAGGUAA
Molecule: messenger RNA, 1353 nt
Organism: Anastrepha obliqua
Lineage: Eukaryota; Metazoa; Arthropoda; Insecta; Diptera; Tephritidae
Exons: 1
Coding region: 499-1353 (284 amino acids)
Biological process (GO): N-acetylglucosamine metabolic process; sulfur compound metabolic process
Molecular function (GO): N-acetylglucosamine 6-O-sulfotransferase activity
Source: RefSeq, a predicted model, not a curated record